GAGCCAACUCGGCUGUUGAUCGAAGGGCAACCGCUCCCGCGCUUUGAACCUUUUCGCCCACCCACACCUCAAGCAAAUCGCCAUACAGUGCAUACACGGCCUGUCCCACUGUCCGACCGCGUGCUUCCAAGGUCGCUUCAUCCUCGUCCCCUCUCCACAGCUGAUCCCUCCAAUAAUCGUCAGCAUGCCUUUGUCCUGCUGCUCAUCCUCGUCCUCGACCUUUGACCUCGCCUCUGCUGUAACGCAUCGUGGCUUUGUUCCUUCUCUGGCUCUGAUUGUUCGGCUUCAUUGGCAUUCACUUCUUUUGUUCUAAUAUUGUGUCAUGACGCCGUCUGCCAGCUGCUGUCACUGCUGUGCAGCGAGCCGACCGUCCUUCACGCCUGUCCUUCCUUGACUCCGCCCACUGAAUUCUCGAAACAACAGGAAUGACCCGUACAAACCCUACCAGACUCCCUCUACCCUGACGACGUCCAUUCCUUCUCCUCUGCGACAUGGUUCCGCUCAACAUCCCUCCCGAGGGGCUUGUCCUGAGGCGGGAACCCAAACAUCACACACAUAAACAGACAAAAGAACCCACCCAAGUGAUACAGUUGGACUUGAUAGAGUCCGUGACUAAGGACAUCCUUCGAUCUCUGAAAAACAACGAGCAAGUUCGGUUCCGAUGUGGGAAAAGACCGGUGGUGCAGUUCGGCAAGAAAACAGUAACCCUGGAGAGCAGCGUUGAUACGUUUCCCACGGAGAUCUACUCCAAGUCCGACAAUGACACAGCCCCUCUAUAUUUCACUGGCAAGUCAAGCCAUAGACUGGAAGUCAAAAAGGCUGGAAAGGAUACUGCAAAGGCCGACGAAGCCUUGGCUACGCUUGAAAGCACCCUAAAGUCUAUACAGGAGGAACGAGCGUCGAACGAGACAAGCUUGAAAGAAGACCUUAAGCAGGGACUAAGGAAAGACGUGAAGCCAUCGCCCUUACUGGGGCAGGGCUCUGCUUUGAGGAAAGAUCAUUUGUUGGGAUCCUUGAGCAGAUCUACACCAGGGAGCCCUUUCCUGAGUGCCUCGUAUUCUCCGCGGCUUGGGCCUACCUCGGCCCCUUUGUCCUCUGGGAUGUCCACGAAGGAUCGAAUACGACUCGACGCUAUCCGCAUACCACUCGUGCAUCUUCUGGCCGUCCGGCCAAUGACAGCGAAAUCGAUCUGUGAUCAACUGCAUGCAAGCAAGGACGACAUCGACAAGUUACUCGACAAGGUGUCAUGGGAGUCCAAAGCAGAGGAUGGGAAAAGAGAGCUGAAAGAAAAGAGCUACCGUGAGCUGGAUGUCUGGAAAUUCCGGUAUCGGUCGCAAGAGGACAGACAAGCAGCUAUUGAUCAUGCCAUUCAAGCAUAUGACAGGAUGAGAGUGGAGAAGAAAGACCCUCUCUGGCAGCUCUUACUUCCUGCAGAGGAUCGGGGAAAGGGCAAGAUCUUGUCAAAGCUGAACUUCGACAAGCCAGUAUCCAGUCACGCCACCCCUAAGCCUGAGCGUCCGAACGAGGACGGCAGCGAGAGUAAGAAUGAGAUGUCAGACCGAGAUCAUGGUAAGGCACGAGCAAAGAAGGACAGAGAGCCUGUAGGUGCAGAAAAGGGGCGGAAAGACAAGGCUAUCACCAAGGCUGCUGUUAAGAGCGACUCGAGUGCUACUGUCAAAGGCAAAGACAAGGAUUCCUCACACUUGAAAUCUGCAAAAACAGAUGCUAAAUUCAAGUCCUCUGAACGCAUUGAGGACUCUGAUGAAGAAGCCGAAGCGGCGUCGGAAGUCGUCGCCAAGCCAAAGAAGCACGACGCAGGGACAACAAAGUCGACUUCCACCUUAAAGAGAAAACCAGAACACGGCCCACUCAAGUCGACCAAGUCGCCUUUGACAACUGCCUCUCCAAAAAAGACCGCCCACAAAUCCUCGCUCUCAAGCUCGUCGUCAUCCAGUGGUAAUAACAGUGCGAGUGAUAAACCCCGGCCCACGGUUACGGGCCCUUCCAAGUCGUUGAAACCUCAGAAUCAUCAGAAACUGGAAAAUACGGCUUCUCGCAUUUCUCCACGGCCACGACACGACAGUUCGCCGCAGAAGCCAUCACCACUUGGCUCUUCACCUCCGACCACCUCGACUGAUUUAGACAAUUCCAGCUCCAGCAAGGCAUCUAACCAUUCUUCCGCUCCAUCAUCUCCGCCAUCCAGCACCGACAUGCCCCAAACGAAACAAGGCAAUAAAUACUCUCCUGUUAUCUCGGACAAAAGUAGGAACGUGUCUCGAGGCAGAAGUCCAGGUCCAAGCCCUGUGAAGCGCAAAGCUGCCCCUGCCGAAGACGAACGUCCUGCAAAACGGCAGCAUCAGCAACAGACGUCCACUUCAAAUCAUUCCACCCCUCCGACAAAUGGUGUGACUGACCACCCUGUGCUGAAGCGGCCUACUGCUCCGGUUCGAACCGACUCCGAACGGUCAUCUAGCCCCGAGAAACCAGGACCCAAAAGAGAAGAUAUCAUUGAGGAGGCGAGACGAUUUCAAAAGUAUUAUAAACGAUACAAAGAUCUCUAUGACAAGAUAUCACAAAUGGACGAGAAGGAGCGUGAUGAUAAGGACAUGAGCGACCUGUGGAAGAUGCACAAGCGGCUGAAGGAGAUGAAGGCCGAUAUCUGGGCAAAUUGGGGUAAAGUCGAAAAGGUCGACACGGCUGACUCUAAUGGGGAUGUGAGAGCGAUGCUUGCUGUUGCAUAAGAAAAGUGUUUUAUGAUACCAAGGAUCCCGGAACCCGGAUCUACACAUUUGCAGGAGAGACAAAGGAUUUCAUUCAGCCGCCCUUUGUGAGUACCUACAGCCGUUCAUGAUUCUACAAUGAUCCAGACUCAGAUAAGCCUGAUUCUAAAUAAAAAUGAGAUUUGCUACCUUUAUGAGAA
This is a messenger RNA of Cladophialophora immunda, 2920 nucleotides long. RefSeq lists its product as uncharacterized. The coding region runs from base 492 to 2741 and encodes 749 amino acids. NCBI's taxonomy places the organism in Eukaryota, Fungi, Ascomycota, Eurotiomycetes, Chaetothyriales, Herpotrichiellaceae. The transcript has a single exon. The record is from RefSeq and is a predicted model, not a curated record.